AUGUCUACUAACACAAGCGACCUUGUCAAAGGUCCACCUGAGCGUCCAUUCAUAUGGUCGCCGGACCCAAUUCUUAUCGAUGAUGUUGGGGAUAACAAGAAAAUCAAUGUUUGUGAGAUAUUUCGAUUUGAAUCUCAGUUGGCAGCCACAAUGUGUAAGGAAGUACUGAAGCUGCCACCUUCUUUGUACCCACCUGAUUGGGACAAGCGCAAAUUUGUUGAAGACAAAUUCAAAGAGGCUGCAUUGAAAGCAAACAUACUUCUCAAACCAACCCAGACUCGCCAUGACUCCAAGGACAAAAACACCACUCUAUCUUGCAAUGUUGGAACUUGUUACAGAGAAAAGAAAGACUGGGCGAGCUCGCAGACGUCCAUUCGACUGGGGAAGGAGAACUCUGACAACUGUUCUCCUGACGUUUACAAGGCAGAUGUGAGAAUGGAUCGUAUUGUCAACAAGGACAAAGCGUGCAGAGAUGAUGGUCGCAGUGGAAGCAGAAGAACAAGCACCCAGCUCCCAUUGAAAGGGAACGAAUGCAAGUUCCAGCUCAUUCUUCGACUCAAAGAAGGUCAGUAUUGGUACUUGAAGUAUACAACCAAAUCCAAUGCCCAACACAACCACGAGUGUGUACCUAUAGAAGAGCAGGACAGACCAAUGGCUAGCUUCACUGAGUCUGAACGGGAGCAGUUUGCCAUGUUCUCUCAAAUGGUCCCCGGAGGAGGAGCGCAGGCUUUGGCGACCAAGAUAAGUGGCUCCCAUGGCAUCAGCCAGGGGCAGCUUCGACACAACCAGAAGAAGUUUGAGGGCAAGGCAGGUAAAAAGCAAACUCAGGCACAAGAAGCAAUUGAUUACCUUCGGUCCCAGUGUGAGCUGGGACAGAUGAGUUACAUGGCACUAUUGCAUGAAGUCACAGAAACCAGCUUAUUGGCUGUGUCGAAGUAUGAUAUCAAAGCCAAGGAAAGAAUGGCCAUGCAGGAUUCAGAGAUUCACUCAGUAACACCCACUGACCUUGAACUUGAGCAAGCCGAAGAUGUUAGUCUCUCCUUUGAGUGCAGUGAUGAGAGUGGUCAAGUUACGAGAAAGUCUUCUGUCACACUGAGCAACACAAAUGAACUGCUUGGCUUGGGAGAAGCUCUGUUCGCAAUCAGGAAUGACAUGAAGGUGGGGCAGAAGGUUGUGCUGGCACUCGCUUGGACUCGCACGGAUGAGAAGAAACUCUUCGAGAUGUUCCCCGAAGUCUUGAUGGUAGAUGUCACUAUGGGAACAAACAAUCAAGGCAGGCCAUUGUUCGUUAGUUGCUGUCCAGGACCGGAAAUGGAAAUCUUUACUCCUGUUCGAAUGUUCUUACCUUCCCAAUGCAAGUGGGUAUUCGAUUAUAUAUUCUCCACAGUCUUCCCGACGUUGCUUGGAAGAGAGGCACUUGCACGCACACAAUUGGUACUGAGCGAUGGAGAUAACAAAAUCUACAAUGCCUUUGAUGCGAACCGGGAGGAACACUAUCCAAGAGCAAUCCAUGGACUUUGUUUGUUUCAUCUGGUGCGACAGCCAAUGGAAAAGGCCGGCUCUAACUUCCGGUGCAUGGACCAAUCCUUCUGCAAAGACCAAAAGGAAACCUUCAUUCAAUGGCUGUACACAUGGAUGACUGGAGGUGGCAUCGAAAGUGAAGAGGAAUAUCAAAUUUCACUGGGUAUGCUGUACACCUGGCUUCGUAGUUUCAGAAACAAGAGAUCGUCAAGAAACAAGCAGAUUCAGAAGAUCAACGAUGCGUUGGAGCACAAUUCAAGAUUCAUGGAAACCUUCCUUGUGACCAAAAUACUUCCACACAAGGAUCGUUGGUUCAUCGUGCAUAGACUUAACAGGAGGUAUCUUCAGCAGACCAGCACUUCCGCAUUGGAGGGUGGGAUCAACCAAAAGAUCAAAGUCAAAAGCAGCACCCCUGUCACACCAAACAUGAACCUUGCUACUUCCAUUCGAACACAAAAUCAGCAGACGGAUCUGAAAAUGGAUAGACUGAACAAGUCACGCAGGGCCAUCAAAGACGGGACAAUGCUAUGGUCAUCCUCUCCCACAGCUCCAUUCUUGACUCCAAUGGGAGAAAGCUUCAGUCAUGGGUUACACCUGCAAAAACAAAACUAUGUUCACAGGGCAAGUUGCCAGGAAGCAAAGACAAUCGAGACGGUUAGACUUGAUCAGAAGGGGAUCUUUUGUCAAGAAUGCAACAAUGAAGAGCAUGGCAAAUGGAUACCCCUGCCGCCAUAUUGCCUCCCUGAUUAA
This is a messenger RNA of Seminavis robusta, 2271 nucleotides long. NCBI's taxonomy places the organism in Eukaryota, Bacillariophyta, Bacillariophyceae, Naviculales, Naviculaceae. The record is from the annotation of a GenBank genome assembly.